AGCACUGAGGUGACUAAGUCAAAGCUACACGUAUUUCGUGACGUAUUACACAGGAAGUUGCAAGUCUGUGACAGCCUGGCACUGUUUUGACUUUCAGCUUACUGGAAAAAAAUAGAAAAUGAGAAGAGCUCACGCAAACAAUGAAGGAGGAUAUUACCAACCGACAGCUCAAAUGCUGGAGUCAGAAAAUGAUCGCCAAGAGCAGGAGUUGUCUAGCAAAGUCUCAGCCUUAAAAUCAUUGACAAUUGACAUUGGGAAUGAAGUCCGAGAGCAUAAUAAAUUCUUAAAAGAAAUGGAUGAAGAUUACGACAAAUCAGGAAACCUUCUUCAGUUCUCCAUGGGCCGAUUAAAAGCCAUCACAAAAGCCGGGGGACCAAAGCUCUGGUGUUACAUGUUUACGUUUUGUCUAUUUGUCUUCUUCCUUAUAUGGGUGAUUGUUAGAUUCAGGUGAUCCAGGGUAGAUGGUUGACUUGUUGUAUUAAUUAUUGUUGUUGCCAAAUCAUAAACACAGAUGUUUAAACAUUUACCGGUUUAUAUGACUAGUCCAAGUGGAUGUGUGAAAUGAACUCCUGUUACAUUUUCUCUGAAAAAGGCUUUAGUUAAAUGUGCUAUGAGAUCAAACUUUUUUUGAAAUACACUUAGAAUAAUCGAACAACUCUAUGGAAUAUAUUAUACAUUUAACUUUGGUAUCAUUGAUAUAUCGCAUACUGUGGGUAUACUGAAGUCAAAUGUAAAUAUAAAAAAUUACUUUUUGUCUAACUAUGUAUUUUAUCCUUGAUCAUUAUCUUGAACACAUGUAGAUACAGUAUAAGAUGUUGGCAGCGUUUUUUUCUCAAGAAGAAGACAGACUUUUAUUCAUUGUUCAAGCCAGUGUUUUGUCAUAUUGAACCCAGCUAUAAGAUGUUAUCUUAUUUUUAUCUAAAAACAUUUUUUUUCCAGCAUUUUGUCAGUCAUAAAAUGUUAGUCAUACAUUUACACAUUGAUUUAUAUUACCCGUAUAUAUUUAAUUUUGUGGUAAAAUUAACAAUUACUGGUAUUUGCCAUCUCAUUCCUUAAUUUUUGUAAUGGUUUCUCUGGAAAUAAUAUCAAAACAUAUGACUGUCACACAUUUUUCUGAGAUAUGUAUAACAAAGAUGUUGUGGACAUUAUAUAUAAAAUUCGAUUAUCAGCAGUCGUGCUGUUAAACUUUCAAUUUGCAUGUAAUGUGUUCUCUAAUGAUGAUUUGACAUGAGAUGUUGAACUUAUCUUUCAAAUAUAGAUCACUUAUAUUGCUGUUUGGACAUUGAUAAUGCAUGUAAUGUUUUCUCUAAUGAUGAUUCCACAUAGUAUUUUAAUUUUCUUGCAAAUAUAGUUGAUUUUUGAA
Saccostrea cuccullata (small rock oyster) is the source of this 1363-nucleotide messenger RNA. Its product is annotated as BET1 homolog. Gene Ontology annotation, molecular function: SNAP receptor activity. Gene Ontology annotation, cellular component: SNARE complex. The transcript has 4 exons. Gene Ontology annotation, biological process: endoplasmic reticulum to Golgi vesicle-mediated transport; vesicle fusion with Golgi apparatus. NCBI's taxonomy places the organism in Eukaryota, Metazoa, Mollusca, Bivalvia, Ostreida, Ostreidae. The coding region runs from base 119 to 451 and encodes 110 amino acids. The record is from RefSeq and is a predicted model, not a curated record.